AUGGAUCGAAUAUGUGAAUUAUGUCAUGAUAUGUAUAGCCACCAACAACCAAAUAUGAGAGCUGAUUGCAGAUCUGAUUGUUUUAGAAAUACCAAUUUUAAACGAUGCCUUCGAUUGUUUAAACCAACAGGAAGAAGUUCUGCUCAAAGGCACAGAAUGCGUUUCUUAGAAGAAUCAUUACAUUCCUUUUUAAUUGCUUGA
Molecule: messenger RNA, 201 nt
Organism: Meloidogyne enterolobii
Lineage: Eukaryota; Metazoa; Nematoda; Chromadorea; Rhabditida; Meloidogynidae
Source: the annotation of a GenBank genome assembly